Coregonus clupeaformis (lake whitefish) is the source of this 3374-nucleotide messenger RNA. Its product is annotated as protein disulfide isomerase Creld1. Gene Ontology annotation, molecular function: calcium ion binding. The transcript is spliced from 11 exons. NCBI's taxonomy places the organism in Eukaryota, Metazoa, Chordata, Actinopteri, Salmoniformes, Salmonidae. Bases 657 to 1877 code for a protein of 406 amino acids. The record is from RefSeq and is a predicted model, not a curated record.
CUAGCUAGCGUUAGCUGGGUAGCUAACAUUAGCAAUCCAGCUAGAUAGCUAGCUGAAUUGCCAUAACAGUGCGUUAGCUGGCUAGCUAACUAAUUAGCACAGUCAAUUUGCUGCCAUGCAAUGUAGCUAUAGACAAGAAGAAAUAGCCAGCAGAGGUUGUUUUGAUGACGUUUGAGAUGGAUAAUCAUGUCAUAUUACUUGUACUGACCUGAUGGAGGGUUACCUGAUUUGCCAUCGGGACCGUACAGUAGCUAGCUAACGUUAGCUGACCACACUAGCCAGUCUGAAUGAUUCUGAAGAUGCUAUUCAGAAUGAUGAUGAUCUUCUUUGGACCACAGCCUAGAUAGCUCAGUCAAGGCAACAAUGUUAGUGAGCUCCAUACCUAGCUAGCUAAGAAUUGAACUAGCUAUGUUUUUUUGCCAGGGAGCAGAGGCAAAGGAGCAUAAUCAUCAUUAGGCUUAUCCUUAACAGGAUCCAACUAGGUUUGGAUUUGGCAAUAAACAUUAUGACUAUGUGAGAGAUACAGGAAGUCAGUGGCUCUGCAUUAUUUAAUGAAACACUGAUAUAACUCAUCCUCUUUUCACAGACAUUUAAUCCUGCUGUCCAGCAUGAUACACCGCAGUUCUCAAAUGGCUGAGUGGUAGGUAGUCCAAGCCAUGUGGUGGUCGUGGCCCCUGCUCCCUGCCCUGGUGCUCUUCUCUGUGCUGUCUGUGGUACGAGUACAGACUGCACCAUGUCAGACCUGCCGCAAACUCACUGACAGCUUCAUCAAGGGCCUGGAGAAAACAUCCAAUAAAAACUUUGGGGGUGGGAACACUGCUUGGGAGGAGGAGAAGCUGGCUAAAUAUGCUCGCAGUGAGACCAGGCUGCUGGAGAUAGUGGAGGCAGCAUGUGAGAAAUCUGACUUUGACUGUAACAAACUGCUGGAGCAGAUAGAGGACCAAGUGGAGACAUGGUGGUUCCACCGGCAGCAGGAGGCUCCAGAUCUAUUUGACUGGCUGUGUAUAGAGGAACUCCGACUCUGCUGUCCCCCGGGACGCUUUGGACCAGACUGCAAAGAGUGUCUGUCUGGUCCUGGAGGUGUGUGUGGUGGUCUGGGUCGCUGUGAGGGAGAGGGCACACGUCUGGGAGAUGGAGAGUGCGUGUGUGAUCCGGGGUACUUUGGUCAGCUGUGUCAGAGCUGUGCAGACGGCUACUACAGAGAGAAGAGCUCCAAUCACAGCACACCAGCCUGUGCAGCGUGCUACCACUCCUGUAAAAAAUGCUCAGGGCCAGAGGACUACAAAUGUGUGGACUGCAAACCUGGGUGGAUCCUCCAUGACAACAAGUGUGUUGACACUGAUGAGUGUGGCACAGAGCUGGCUCGAUGUCCCUCCAACACAUAUUGCCACAACACAGAUGGAUCGUACGAGUGCAGAGGCUGUGACCAGGCAUGUGUGGGCUGUAUGGGCAGUGGUCCUGCCCGCUGUAAGAAAUGUGCUAGGGGAUACAAGCUCAGAGGAGCCAAAUGUCUUGAUGUCGAUGAGUGUAGUGAGAGGGCGAUAGCGUGUCCAGGGCUGAAUGAGGCAUGUUUCAAUGAGGAGGGCUCCUUCCGCUGUGAAUGUGCUGAUGGCUUCAUCCGCAGGGACAGCAUCUGUGUGGAGAACCAGCCUCACAGUGGUCCAGAGAAGGGUCUGUUUGAUGACAUGACUGAUGACGAGGUCCUGGUCCUGCAGCAGAUGUUCUUUGGCGUGGUUAUCUGUGCCCUAGCAACGCUUGCCGCUAAGGGCGACAUGGUCUUCACUGCCAUUUUCAUCGGGGGCGUGGCCGCCAUGGCCGGAUACUGGCUGUCAGAGAAGGGCGAUCGCAUGCUGGACGGCUUCCUGAAGGGACGCUAGCCUAUCAGGAGCCAGGGAUACAGGAAAGAGGAAGGAACUCAUUGAGUGCAAGCCAAUGCGAGCGACAAAGACUCAGAGGGGGUGGGACGGCUACAGGAAUGCUAGCCAAUCAGGGAUGUACUGUACUACUUUGGGGUGGUAGGGGUUAGGGUGGGGGAAAAGAGGUCCUAAAGGAUGCCUUGAAAGGGUUUGGGAUUAUUGUGGGUCUUCUGGAAUAUGACAUUUCCAGAUGUUAGAGGGAGGUGAAUUAGAGAACAUGGAGCUCAGAGGAAGGUCAAAUCAGAGAGCUCAAUGGAGUGAAUAUAGAAGAAGAGCAGGUACUACUUGAUCCAAAAACACUGAGAGACACUAAGGAGACUGGAGUGUCUGUCUGCACUGAUAUGGGAGACAAAACCCAAGCCUCUUGCCUCGACUCGGGUGUAGGAAAGGGACGGAGUGGGGAUAAGACCACUACUGAUUGUUACCAAGUUAUUAUGCAUUUGUAUCUUCCACUGGCCAAAAUGUUGCUCCAAAAUGAUGUAUGGUUGAAAACCAGGUCGCGGGUUUGAAUUCUCGAGCCGACUAGGUGAAAAAUCUGUCGGUGCCCUUGAGCAAGGCACUUAACCCUAAUUGCUCCUGUAAGUUGCUCUGGAUAGGAGCGUUUGCUAAAUGACUGAAAUGUAAAUGUCUGUCCAUUUCCACUAAUCGCAAAUCAAACUUCUUAGGCACCACUUACCCCAUCAGCAUCUCCUGUUCAUCAUUUCACCUUUUACUGAGGAACAGAGGGUGUUCCUGUGGUGAUGGGAGAUGGAGGGUGUGAUGGGAUGGUCUUUGCACUGAAGCACUGAAGACUUGUGGACUUGUUUAGGAAAGGACUGAUGUAUCCUGUUGCGCCAGUUGAAUUCCGUCCAAUGUUAAAACACUGUUUAUUUAUAAUCCUGUUCCUAUUAUGACUGUAUUUAUCUGGGUUUUUGCACAGACAGAUUCUUGCUGUAUGAAUGCAUGAGAAAAGGAUCUGAGAAAGGCGAUACUGUAUGUAUUAUCCUCUGAUUGGCAUGGAAGACUGAACUUUAUAGAGCUGCUUGUUUCCCCUUUAAACUGUACAACCAGGAUACAAGGAUAAUCACUACUGCUUCACCACCCCCUAAACCUACUGCCUAAGCAAUGUGUGUGAGAGAGUAAAAUACUGCAGUCCUAUUGAAGAUGUCACCCAUGUUUUGCAAUAGUUGUUUUUGAUGAUUUUUAUUUAUCUGUUUGAUAUGUGUGAUACAUUGAGUUUGAUCAGUACCAGGUAAUAUGGAGUGCUGUACAAUGAAAUACAGAAGUGUAUUUUAUCAGAAGUGUCAACAUUUGCAGUUGAAGCAACUAAAUUAUAUCUGAUCAAUCAUAUCCCUCCACAUUGUUCCACCCUCAUCCUGAGUAGCUACUAGAUCUAGCACGCUUAGCAGUGUGUGUUAGACCUACGUUUCAACUGCAGUUCUUUGCAUUAUGACUAGUAUUAAAAAGGAAGAAUUCUGA